GUGUGCUUAUUCGCAGGGCGUUGUGGGUAGAAGACGGCUACCGCUAGUCGUGCGCCAUUUUCUAGUGCUCGAGAGGAACGGUGGCGGUUGUUGCUGCGGCUGCUGCGGUGGCAGGCGGGACCAUCCCCCCUUCCCGAUUUACAUCCUGGUGUGUUAGAAGCGUUUUAAUCAAGAAUCAAAAGCAGACCAUGGGUUCUGACAAACGUGUGAGCAGAACUGAACGGAGUGGAAGGUAUGGGUCUAUCAUUGAUAGAGAUGAUCGUGAUGAGAGGGAUUCCAGAAGUCGAAGACGGGAUUCUGACUACAAAAGAUCUAGUGAGGAGCGAAGAAAUGACAGAUAUGAUGACUAUCGGGACUAUGAUAGUCGCGAUUAUGAUGGCAGAGAUUAUGAUGGCAGAGAUUAUGAUAGUCCUGAGAGAGACCGUGAACGUGAGCGGCGUAAUAGUGAUAAAUCAGAAGAUGGGUAUCAUUCUGAUGGAGAUUAUGGAGAACAUGACUAUAGAAAUGACAUUAAUGAUGAGAAGGAAAGCAAGACUAUCAUGUUGCGUGGGCUUCCUAUUACUGUUACAGACUAUGAUAUUCGAGAAAUCAUUGAAUCCUGCGAAGGCCCUCGGCCUGCAGAUGUGAGACUGAUGAAGAGAAAGACAGGUGUAAGCCGUGGUUUCGCCUUCGUGGAGUUUUAUCACUUUCAAGAUGCUACCAGCUGGAUGGAAGCCAAUCAGAAAAAACUGGUGAUUCAAGGGAAACAAAUUGCAAUGCACUACAGCAAUCCCAGGCCUAAAUUUGAAGACUGGCUUUGCAACAAGUGCUGCCUUUACAACUUCAGGAGGCGACUAAAAUGCUUCCGUUGCGGAGCAGACAAAUUUGAUUCAGAGCAGGAGGUGCCACCUGGGGGACCAGAGGCUGUCCAAUCUGUCGACUACUAUUGUGAUACUCUUAUACUCAGAAACAUAGCUCCUCAUACAGUGGUGGAAUCAAUCAUGACAGCUCUGUCACCAUAUGCUUCGCUGGCUGUAAAUAACAUCCGACUUAUUAAAGAUAAACAGACCCAGCAGAAUAGAGGCUUUGCUUUUGUACAGUUGUCUUCAGCAAUGGAUGCUUCUCAGUUGUUGCAGAUUUUGCAGAGUCUUCAGCCUCCUCUGAAAAUAGAUGGCAAAACAAUUGGUGUGGAUUUUGCAAAGAGUGCCAGAAAGGAUUUGCUGCUCCCAGAUGGCAAUCGUGUCAGUGCUUUCUCUGUUGCUAGUACCGCUAUUGCUGCAGCCCAGUGGUCAUCCACCCAGCCUCAGAGUGGAGAAGGUGGCACAGUUGACUUCAACUAUCUCCAACUAGGGCAGGAUGGUUAUACCCAAUACUCUCAGUGUUCACAGGAUUAUCAGCAGUUUUACCAGAACCAAGCAGGAGCAUUGGACACAGAUACAGCUACAGUAACAGGUGCUCCAGUGACAACUGGUACUACAGCAGCUGUUGUUUCUCAGAGUCCUCAGUUAUACAGUCAACAGAGCAAUUCACCUGAUUCUCCGACACAGGCAGCACAACCAGGCACUAGCACACAAGUUACAGCAACUUCUCCAACUGGUGUAGUCCCUGGUGCCAAGUAUGCUGUUCCAGAUACAUCUACAUAUCAGUAUGAUGAAUCAUCUGGUUUCUACUAUGAUCCUGUAACAGGGCUGUAUUACGAUCCAAAUUCUCAGUACUACUAUAAUGCAAUAACACAGCAAUAUCUUUACUGGGAUGGUGAGAAAGAGACUUAUAUGCCAGCAGCAGAGGGCACAACAUAUCAGCAGUCUAAUCCACCUCCCUCGAAAGAAGGGAAAGAAAAGAAAGAGAAGCCCAAGAGUAAAACUGCUCAACAGAUUGCAAAAGACAUGGAACGUUGGGCUAAGAGCCUGAACAAACAGAAGGAGAAUUUCAAGAAUAGCUUUCAGCCACUGAAUGCAAGAGAAGAAGAAAGAAGAGAAUCUGCUGCAGCAGAUGCUGGUUUUGCUCUGUUUGAGAAAAAGGGCACAUUGUCCGAGAGACAGCAGAUAAUGACAGAAGUGAUAAAAAAUGGUGAAGAUGACAACCCACUGAAACGUGGAUUAGUGGCUGCUUACAGUGGGGACAGUGAUAAUGAGGAGGAUUUCUUGGAAAGAUUGGAGAAUGAGGAAGAAAAAUUAACAGACUGGAAAAAAAUGGCCUGCUUGUUAUGUAGAAGGCAGUUUCCAAACAAAGAAGCUCUGGUCAGGCACCAGCAACUCUCAGACCUGCAUAAGCAAAACAUGGACAUCUACAGGAGAUCUAGACUGUCGGAACAAGAACUUGAAGCCUUGGAAAUGCGUGAGAGAGAGAUGAAAUACAGAGACAGAGCAGCUGAAAGACGAGAGAAAUAUGGCAUCCCAGAGCCUCCAGAACCAAAGCGGAAGAAAGUGUUUGAUGCAGGCACAGUGAAUUAUGAGCAACCUACUAAAGAUGGCAUUGACCAUAGCAAUAUUGGUAACAAAAUGCUUCAGGCUAUGGGAUGGAGGGAAGGUUCAGGAUUAGGAAGGAAAUGUCAAGGCAUCACAGCCCCCAUUGAAGCUCAAGUGAGAAUGAGGGGAGCAGGACUGGGAGCAAAGGGUAGUUCUUAUGGUGUCUCCACAGCAGAUUCAUAUAAAGAUGCAGUACGAAAAGCUAUGUUUGCUCGAUUCACAGAAAUGGAAUAAGUUCAUUCUGUCUUGGAAGUAUAAAAGGCAUGAAACAUUCACCCUUCCCUUGACUGACUGUUAAAAACCAUAUGGCCUUGGAGAGACAGCAGUAUUUAGUUAUGGCUUGGGGUUAACCAUGUCUAUUCCAGGUGUAAUGGUCCCAUUAGUGGAUCAUAGAAUGCAAAACACCACAGUUUCAUGUUGGAAGACCCAUAACUAAAUUAAAAGGGGGUGCUUUAUCUUUAUUCAUUUUUGUAUAUAUUGUAAAUUAAUGUCUUGUGUUCAUAGGUUUGUGUAGUUUAAAAUCCACUCUUGUUCUGUGGAGCAGUUGAGAAAGUGUUAUGAUUUGACACUGCUGUAUCUGCCUACUUUGUAUUGUUUCUCAUUUUUGGCAAACCUUUCCUGUACAUUUUGUAAGAUAUGUAUUUGUAUAGAUUUUUGAAAAUUUUGAUUCUAGAUGCCAGCUCCGGCUUCUUUCAAAAAGAAAUAAAGCCAAAACCAACUGUU
Pogona vitticeps (central bearded dragon) is the source of this 3170-nucleotide messenger RNA. RefSeq names its product RNA binding motif protein 5 (gene RBM5). Gene Ontology annotation, molecular function: RNA binding. Gene Ontology annotation, biological process: mRNA splicing, via spliceosome. The record is from RefSeq and is a predicted model, not a curated record. Gene Ontology annotation, cellular component: nucleus. NCBI's taxonomy places the organism in Eukaryota, Metazoa, Chordata, Lepidosauria, Squamata, Agamidae.